AUGCUGUUUUGUAGAACGCAAAGACUUCCCCCAGACUCCACUUACUCAUGGCAUAUCCGCACGGGCUACGUCGGUGAGGGCAAGAAGGCCUUCCUGCGGCUGAAGCGCGAGGUGCUGGACAUGAUCUUGCUGCGCCGCACCAAGAGCAACAGGUCCAACGACAUCUGCCUGCCUCCGCGCAUCGUCAGGGUUAGGCAGCACCGCCUUGACGAGCGGGAAGAGGACUUCUACCAAGCCCUCUACACGCAGUCGCAGGCCCAGUUCGACACCUAUGUGGGCUCGGGGACAAUCCUCAACAACUACGCGCACAUCUUCGACAUCCUCAUUCGCUUGCGGCAGGCCGUCGACCACCCCUACCUCGUCAUUUACAGCGCCACGAAGCGAGAGGGCAUGACGCCGGCGAUGAACUCCGCGGCCGGUCAAAACCCGACCCCGGCCCCCGCUCCCCCGGCAGAAACGACCCCGCGGGGGUCUCAAUCUCGCACCUCUCGCUCGUCGACCGCGCAAGCCAACGGGGCCGCUACGCCCAACGGCGGCCGGUCAAGCCGCUCUUCGUCUUCAAGGACGGCAACCGCCGGCACGCGGGCUGAUAACCUCGGCGACACUUCGUCGGAUUCGGAGUCAUCGGACGCUGAGGGCGGCGGCAAGGCUGCUGGCGCGCAGAACGGUGCCGGCGCUGGAGGCCGGGCGGGGGCGCAAGAGUACGACAGCGACGAGGAGGAGGAGUCGGACCUGUGUGGGAUCUGCCGCGAGCCGGCGGAGAGGCUCGUGUCGUCGUCGUGCGGGCACUCGUUCUGCCGCACGUGCGUUCAAGAGCUGAUCGACGCGGCACCGGGCGACGUCGAAUGCCCCACCUGCUCCCAACCCCUUACCGUGGACCUCUCGGGAGGGAGCCCAGGGGCUGAGGGAGACGACGACGACCAAGAGGCCGCCCAACGCAGCAGCGGCGGUGGCCGCGGGCGAGGUCGUGGCCGGGGAGGAGCCGCUGCACGAGGCAGGAGCAGGAGCGGCGGCGGCGGCGGCGGCGGCGGGGGGGCGGCUAAGUCUAGGGUGGCGGGGGCGAUGGCGGCUCUGGAAGCGAGCAUGAAGAAGAAGAAGACCCAGACGAUGAAGCCCGCCGCGUCCGGAGGGGGCGGGGUGAAGCGCAGCGUGACGAAGCACAGCGUUAUCAACCGCAUCGACCUCAACAAGUUCCAGUCGUCUACGAAGAUGGAGGCCCUGAUGGAGGAGGUCCACCUCAUGAUGGAGCGGGACCCUGCCGCCAAGGCCAUCGUCUUCUCCCAGUUCGUGAACAUGCUGGAUCUCAUCGAGUUUCGCAUGCACAAGGGGCAGGUCGGAUGCCGCAAGCUGUCGGGGCAUCUAUCCGUCGACAAGCGUGAAGAGGUUCUUCAAGCGUUUCAAACCGACCCCGGAGUAAAGGUGCUCCUCAUCAGCCUCAAGGCCGGAGGUGUGGCGCUUAACCUGACGGUCGCCAACCACAUCUUCCUCAUGGAUCCGUGGUGGAACCCUGCAGCUGAAAUGCAAGCAAUCGACCGCACCCACCGGCUUGGGCAGUUCAAGCCCAUCUACGCCACUCGCUUCAUCAUCGAGGACACUGUCGAGGAGCGCAUCAUCAAGCUACAGGAAAAGAAACAACUAGUGUUCGACAGCACUGUCGGGGGAGAUGCCGCGUCGACGGGAAAGCUCACGGUCGACGAUCUACGGUUCCUUUUUGCGCACUGA
Messenger RNA from Ectocarpus siliculosus, 1722 nucleotides. NCBI's taxonomy places the organism in Eukaryota, Phaeophyceae, Ectocarpales, Ectocarpaceae. The record is from the annotation of a GenBank genome assembly.